UUCCUGAGGAGGAUGAAGCAGGAGGAGCUGGCUCAGCGUCUGUGGAGCAGAACCUCUGCUGGAGUCUGCCAAAAGAAGCUGAAAUUUGGUCUGAAGAAGAGGUUCCAGUGUGUGUUUGAGGGAGUCGCUAAACAAGGAGAGUCCACCCUCCUGAACCAGAUCUACACAGAGCUCCACAUCACAGAGGGAGGGGCUGCAGAGGUCAAUCAGGAACAUGAGGUCAGACAGAUUGAAACAGCAUCCAGGACAGCAGACAGAGCAGAAACAAGCAUCAGACCAGGAGACAUCUUUAAAGCCUCACCUGGAAGAUCUCAACCAAUCAGAACAGUGCUGACAAAGGGAGUGGCUGGCAUUGGGAAAACAGUCCUGACUCAGAAGUUCACUCUGGACUGGGCUGAAGACAAAGACAACCAGGACGUCCACUUCAUAUUUCCAUUCACCUUCAGAGAGCUGAAUGUAGUGAAGGAGGAGAAGUUCAGCUUGGUGGGACUUGUUCAUCACUUCUUCAGUGAAACAGAAGAAGCAGGAAUCAGCAGCUUUGAAGAAUUCCAGGUGAUCUUCAUCUUUGAUGGUCUGGAUGAGUGUCGACUCCCUCUGGACUUCCACCAGACUAAGUUCCUGACUGACAUUAGAAAGUCCACCUCAGUGGAUGUUCUGCUGACAAGCCUCAUCAGUGGGAAACUGCUUCCCUCUGCUCGCCUCUGGAUCACCACACGACCUGCAGCAGCCAAUCAGAUCCCUGCUGACUGUGUGGACAUGGUGACAGAGGUCCGAGGGUUCACUGACCCCCAGAAGGAGGAGUACUUCAGGAGGAGGUUCAGAGAGGAGGAGCAGGCCAGCAGGAUCAUCUCCCACAUCAAGACCUCCCGAAGCCUCCACAUCAUGUGCCACAUCCCGGUCUUCUGCUGGAUCACUGCUACAGUUCUGGAGGAGGAGCUGAAGAGCAGAGAGGGAGGAGAGCUGCCCAAGACCCUGACUGAGGUGUACAUGCGUCAUCUGGUGGUCCAGGUUAAAAGGAACAAGGUCAAGUAUGAUGGAGGAGCUGCCACAGAUCCACACUGGAGUCCAGAGAGCAGGGAGAUGAUAGAGUCUCUGGGGAAACUGGCUUUUGAUCAGCUGCAGAAAGGAAACCUGAUCUUCUAUGAACCCGACCUGACAGAGUGUGGCAUCGAUCUCAGAGCAGCCUCAAUGUACUCAGGAAUGUUCACACAGAUCUUAAGAGAGGAGAAAGGCCUCCAGGACAUGGUUUUCUGCUUCAUCCAUCUGAGCCUUCAAGAGUUUCUGGCUGCUCUUCAUGUCCAUCAGACCUUCAUCAACUCUGGAAUCAACCUGCUGGAAGAGAAACAAACAACCAUUCAACAAUCUCCACAACAGCCUCAGCUCCACCAUCUCCAUCAGAGAGCUGUGGACGAGGCCUUGAAGAGUCCAAAUGGACACCUGGACUUGUUCCUCCGCUUCCUCCUGGGUCUUUCACUGGAGACCAAUCAGAGUCUCCUUCGAGGUCUGCUGACACAGACAGGAAGUAGCUCACAGUCCAAUCAGGAAACAGUCCAGUACAUCAAGAAGAAGCUGAGUGAGAGUCUGUCUGCAGAGAGAAGCAUCAAUCUGUUCCACUGUCUGAAUGAACUGAAUGAUGGUUCUCUGGUGGAGCAGAUCCAACAGUCCCUGAGGUCAGGAAGUCUCUCCACAGAUAGACUGUCUCCUGCUCAGUGGUCAGCUCUGGUCUUCAUCUUACUGUCAUCAGAAGAAGAUCUGAAGGAGUUUGACCUGAAGAAAUACUCUGCUUCAGAGGAGACUCUUCUGAAGCUGCUGCCAGUGGUCAAAGCCUCCAACAAAGCUCUGUUGAGCGGCUGUGGUCUGUCAGAGAGAAGCUGUGGAGCUCUGUCCUCAGUUCUCAGCUCUCAGUCCUCCAGUCUGACACAUCUGGACCUGAGCUUCAACCGUCCAGGAGACUCAGGAGUGAAGGAGCUGUCAGCGGCAGCCUUCAACACCAUCAUCCCACAGACUCUGGUGCAGAAGCUCUCCUUCUUUGGGCUGAGAUCCACACUGGGGAACUGGGUCCUGGACUUCCUGACCAACAGACCUCAGACCAUCAGGAUCCGUAACACCAUCUCCUCCUCCAUCAGCCUCAGCACCAGCUCCCCCCAGGCUUUUGAGGACGACACAGCAGUAGUGGGAUGCAUCUCCGACAACGAUGAGUCCAACUACAGAGAGGAGGUGGAGCACCUGGUGCAGUGGUGUGGAGACAACAACCUCUGCAUCAAUGUGACCAAGGAGAUGGUGUUGGACCUCAGGAGGGACAAGUGCCCCCUCUCUCUUCUGCACAUCGGCGGAGCAGCCGAGGAGACGGAGCACACCUUGCACGUCCGCCAGGUCCUGGAGAGGCUCCUCAAGAAUCGAUUGUUUGUCAAGGCAGAGAAAUGUGAGUUCAACACUUCCUCUACAUCCUUCCUUGGCUACAUUAUUUCCUGCGGGGAGAUCAAGAUGGACCCCCAGAAGUUGUCCGCACCCGACGCCCUGUCCCGCCUGUAUGCCAAGGAGGAGGCCUCUGAGGACGUUGAGACCAUCCUGCCCAAGACCUGUCUGGUGGCCACCCUGACAUGGGAAAUUGAGGAUGUUUGCUCUCUUGGCUACCAGCCGCCUCUGUUCCCGUCUCAGGAAGAGGAGAUAGCAGUCCCGUCCGUGCAAGUGUUUAUCAAGAGAUUGGAUCAGGUGAGAACGCAGCUCAGGAAGACCAGAGCCAGGAAAGCCACGGGUCCUGAUGGCAUCAGCUCCAGACUCCUCAGGGACUGUGCAGACCAGCUCUGUCAGGUGGUCUGCUACAUCUUCAACCUCAGCCUGAGACUGGAAAGGGUUCCUGCCAUGUGGAAGACGUCUUGUGUGGUCCCGGUCCCCAAGACUUCGCGCCCCAAGGAACCAAACCACUUUAGACCCGUGGCCUUGACCUCUCACCUGAUGAAUGCUCUGGAGAGACUGGUUCUUAACGAUCUACGCCCCCUGGUGAGCCCAUACAUGUAUCCUCUGCAGUUUGAGUACCAGCCUGGGAUUGGGACGGAUUAUGCUGUCCUCUACCUGCUGCAGAGAUCCUUGUCUCACCUGGAGGAUGCUGGGAACACCGUCAGGAUCAUGUUCUUUGACUUUUCCAGUGCCUUCAACACAAUACAACCAUCACUGCUGAGGGUGAAGAUGGAGAGGGCGGGGGUUAGUGACCAGCUGGCUGCAUGGACCAUGAACUACCUCACAGACAGAUCCCAGUAUGUGAGGCUACAGGACUGUGUGUCUGAGGUGGUGGUCUGCAGCACGGGAGCCCCCCAGGGAUACGUGUCAGAGGGGAACGACUGCGAGUAUAGGAAGGUCAUCACGGACUUUGUCUUCUGGUCCGACAUUAUGGACACCUGUGGGGACCUGGGAGGGUCAGGAGGUUUUUAG
Salarias fasciatus (jewelled blenny) is the source of this 3429-nucleotide messenger RNA. RefSeq names its product protein NLRC3-like. The coding region runs from base 13 to 3429 and encodes 1138 amino acids. The transcript is spliced from 12 exons. Lineage: Eukaryota; Metazoa; Chordata; Actinopteri; Blenniiformes; Blenniidae. The record is from RefSeq and is a predicted model, not a curated record.